This is a messenger RNA of Penicillium oxalicum, 1233 nucleotides long. Its product is annotated as alpha/beta fold hydrolase. Gene Ontology annotation, molecular function: hydrolase activity. Bases 1 to 1233 code for a protein of 410 amino acids. The transcript has a single exon. NCBI's taxonomy places the organism in Eukaryota, Fungi, Ascomycota, Eurotiomycetes, Eurotiales, Aspergillaceae. The record is from RefSeq and is a predicted model, not a curated record.
AUGGAGCCCCUGAAUACAACCUCUCCCUCACAGCAGACACAGCCACUGCCCCAGCUGCCCCUUCCGGAUGGCGUAACCAGUCGUCUAAUCAAGACACGGGAGCUCACGUUCCACAUUCUUGAGGCUGGAGCCACACCGUCCCGCGAUCGGCCUCUGGUCGUUCUUCUGCAUGGGUUCCCCGAAAUUGCAUACUCAUGGCGCCGAGUCCUUCCUCGGUUAGCCGCUGCCGGCUUCUAUGUAGUGGCACCCGAUCAGCGGGGGUUUGGGCGAACAAAGGGCUGGGAGCCCCAGACGGAUGAGGCGGUUGAUUUGACAACUUUCUCCAUGACCGCUCUGGUUCGUGAUGUUGUUGUGCUGGUGCAUAGCUUGGGCUAUCGGUCUGUGGAGUGCGUUGCCGGUCAUGACUGCGGAGCCGUGGUCGCUGCAAUGUGCGCUUUGAUACGCCCUGAUUUCUUUCGCAGUGUGGUUCUCAUGAGUCAUCCAUUCAAUGGCAGCCCGGAGUUACCCUUUAACACUGCGAAUGACGGUGGUGAUCAUGCCGCGAAAGCGGAUGAGGAAGCGGAUCGGGAGACUGGCCCAGAUAUACAUGAUGCUCUCGCUCGAAAGGGGCGCAAGCACUACCAGUGGUACUACUCGACCCCGGAAGCGAAUCGAGACAUGUCUGAUCUGCCGGUAGAUGAAAUGCACCGCUUUCUACGUGGAUAUUUCCAUCUCAAAAGUGGGUCUUGGGCCGGCAAUGAACCAUCUCCACUAAAGGAUUGGACCGCAGACGAGCUGGUCAAGAUGCCAGGAUACUAUAUCAUGCCCCUUGACUGCACCAUGCCCGAGGCCGUGGAUAGAGACAUGAAUGGCGAUCCAGGACAGGGCCGAAGCUCUCGCUCAUGGCUACCCGAUGAUGAAUUAGCUGUAUAUGUGGCGGAGUAUAUUCGCACAGGCUUUCAAGGGGGGCUGAACUGGUAUCGCGUGCGUACUGCACCAGACGGCCGCUACAUGCGUGAUUGUGAUGUGUUUGCUGGUAAGAAAAUUGAAUGUCUGUGUGCAUUCAUCUCCGGUAAGCAAGACUGGGGUAUCUUCCAAGUACCGGGUGCUUUGGAGAAGAUGACCAGCGGUGAAGUGUGCUCUGCGUUUCGCUCACUGCGGCUGCUUGAUGGUGUUGGACAUUGGGUUCCGCAAGAGGCUCCGGAUGAAGUGGUGCAGACCAUCAUUGACUUGACCAAGGAGUUGAAUUCAUGA